This is a messenger RNA of Hyla sarda, 1749 nucleotides long. Its product is annotated as stabilizer of axonemal microtubules 1-like. Gene Ontology annotation, biological process: microtubule anchoring. Gene Ontology annotation, molecular function: microtubule binding. NCBI's taxonomy places the organism in Eukaryota, Metazoa, Chordata, Amphibia, Anura, Hylidae. The transcript has 11 exons. The coding region runs from base 172 to 1593 and encodes 473 amino acids. Gene Ontology annotation, cellular component: cytoskeleton. The record is from RefSeq and is a predicted model, not a curated record.
AAGCGAGCUGAUUGGUUGCUAUGGGCAACUCAGCAACUUUUCCUCUGGACAGGUUUUGAUAAAUCUUCCCCAUAAUGUCCUAGCAAAAGGUUCAUGCAAGAGGGGCGGAGAAGACCAGGGACCAUGGAAACGCAAAAAACUCCUGCAUUCACAAUAAGUGGACUUUAGGACAUGGAUCCUUCAUCGGUUUCUUGUAUCUGCGAGCUGUGCGACUGCGGGCGGCACAAACAUCACAAGGAUUGCAAAAAACAGCAACAUGUUCAGCGCAGAGGGACAAAUGGCGAAUGCUAUAUCACCCACUACAAGGCCACAUUUAACACCCCAAAGAAUAUGCCUCCAAGAAGUAGUAAACGGCCUCUCCAUACUCCGAUUCCUCGCAACCUUCCACCUAUGAACUUGACAACCACACAGAGGACUGAAUUUAUACCCAGGCCUUUAGAGGGAAGGCCAAAGCCCUAUAUACCUGCUGAGGGCUAUUACCAGAGCCCAGAGGAGCCCCUGAUGAACCAGACAGUUUACAGCCUUCAAUAUCCUCCUAAAGAGGCAGAAAGAACUAUGCCCACACGUCCCCCCGAUAACCUGCGGUCAGUACCUCUACAAAGUGUUCAGCAAAGCACAACAAAUAUGGAACAGUACAAGCAAUGGAAAGCAGAGCGGCAACCGCUUUAUGGAGAACUGCCAUCUCUUGCAGGUUCUCUGCUCUUUCCUGGGGAUACUCGGGACAUGAAAACGACAACCCAAGAUCAUUUUGUAGAGAAAAAACUGAAGAGGGUGGAACUAGUAAAAGCUUUACAAGAUCACCUGACCAUGGAAGGUGAACAUUUCAUGACUACAACACACCAAUCAACAUAUCAUCCUCUACCACUGGAAAAGAAACAAAUAAAUAAAGAAGUUUUAUCUAAAGAUGUCAUGAAGCGCCCUCCUGUAGAAAUGGUGACUAAGUAUCAAAGUGACUUCUCUGGCUUCCAUACCACAGAGCCCAACCGGCCGGCCCAUCCACCUGCUGACAGCCUUAUAGUCAACCCAUUCUACAGUAAUGACUUUCAGACAGUUCAAAGAGCUACAUACCCAGGCUGGAAUCCUUUGCUGCAUCCUCGGCCUGAGCCAGCUCAGUUAAAGGAAGAACUUACUGCCAUGGAUAGAGAACGGGGAGGACAGGUGGAUGGAAACACUGUUACAAAGCUGGCAUUUCUGCCUCAUGAACCACAUCCCAAGGAGCCAGUAAAACGACCACGAUCAGUUCUCCGACCAAUAAAUGCAAAAUUUGAUGGCACCACCCACAGUAAAAGUGUGUUCAAAGACUGGGGCGUUCAACCACGGCAGCGUUAUGGUGAUUCUGUGGAUGGUAUCUCAAUGAGGUCUUUGGUGAAACUUCAGUCUGAGACCACAACAGGGAGCACUUUUGUACCUAAGAAAGUAGAGCCAAUGAAGAAGCAUAAGCCCACAAAGGACAACUUGGAGUUAACUGGAGACCAGGACUUCUCUACUGUUCACAAGCAGACAUACAGAACACCAGAACUUCCUCAGUGCCGAAUGCAGGCGUUUCUGGAGCAGCAGAAGGGAAUGAAGUCUCCUCGGCCACAAAGAGAAUAACAAUCCUUACAUCGUGUCACCACUUAUAUUGUACAACUAUUUCUAACAUAUGAAAUGCCCUAUGCAUGUGCAGUAUAGAGUGUUCAAGGACAAGAUUUAAGCUAAUUUACAGUAUUUUCUGCAUAAGACCUACUAUCAGUAAAUGUUUUUUUCAAA